This is a messenger RNA of Acanthoscelides obtectus, 1967 nucleotides long. NCBI's taxonomy places the organism in Eukaryota, Metazoa, Arthropoda, Insecta, Coleoptera, Chrysomelidae. The record is from the annotation of a GenBank genome assembly.
UCGCUUAACAGACGUUCCACCACAAUACCAACUGCUGCGUAAAUUGCCAUAAUGAUUUUAAAUGAUAGGGAGUUCAAACUAAUAAGCGUCCAUUCACGAUAAAACAAAGGUUAGGUUUUCUCAUACGACAGCAAUCUGAAGGCUAAAAAUGCGUCUUGUAUGUUCAAGGGAACCAGUUGCUGACGUCACCACGUCAGCUGUCAACCAUAAGUUCACCGGAUCCAUCAGUGAUGGAAUCAACCGGUGAAUUAAAGAAUAUACCUAUUUACAACCAAUAACCAAAUGUCAUGUCUCAUCUGUGAACAACAAACGUGUACUUCAGAAAAAUUAAAAAUACAGGAUACUACACAGCCUAGGUGUUGUAAUGAAUUACUCUAAAAUUGAAUCUAAGUAUUCUUUAGAAAAUGAAAGUUUUUCUCCAAGCAUUGAAUACAGUACUAUCUUGUGCAUUAUUAUCUAUUAAAUUACUUCUUGCAUUAGUCAUAUUCCUAGUUUUGUCCUGUGGGCUAUUUUUACCAGUAUAUAUAAUCUAUUUGAGAAGAAAAUUUAAAAUAGAAAGAGAGAAAAAUCCAUCUACAAAGCUGAAAGUGGGAUUAUUUCAUCCCUAUUGUAAUGCUGGAGGGGGUGGUGAAAAAGUUCUCUGGGUUGCCAUUAAAGCACUACAAGAUAAGUACCCCAAUGCUGAAUUCUUUGUUUAUACUGGUGAUGUCGAAGUCACUCCACAGGAGAUUUUAGACAAGGUUUCACAGCGUUUAAAUGUAGAUGUAGGAAAAAAUAUAAAGUUUGUUUAUUUGCACAGACGUAAAUGGGUGGAAGGCGAAAGAUAUUUUGCAUUUACUCUUGCCUGCCAGGCUAUGGGAUCAAUGUAUUUAGGAUAUGAAGCCCUCACACAACUGCUCCCAGAUAUUUUUAUUGACACAACAGGAUAUACAUUUACAUUACCAAUAUUUAAGUAUCUUGGUGGAUGCAAGACUGGCUCUUAUAUCCAUUAUCCAACUAUAACCAAUGAAAUGUUGAAAAGAGUGUCUAAUCGGCACUCGCUCUAUAAUAAUCGAAGUAUAAUAGCUAGAAGUCCAAUUUUGACGAUGAUCAAACUGUUCUACUACAAUAUAUUUGCAUGUUGCUACUCAGCUGCUGGUCAGUGUUGUGAUAUCUCCCUAGUAAACUCGACAUUCACAUCAGAGCAUCUGUCGUUACUCUGGAACAGACCUCUACAUUUAGUUUACCCUCCCUGCGAGACUGAUCAUCUCAAAAAAAUUGUGAGGCCUAUAGAGAGGCCUGAGAAAAUCAGAAUCAUGUCAUUAGCACAAUUCAGACCAGAAAAAGACCAUCCAUUGCAGCUACAAGCAAUGUAUGAACUCAGAGAAAUAGUUCCAGAAGAGGUGUUCCACAAUGUCACCCUUGUGUUAUGCGGGAGUUGUCGUAAUAGCGAUGAUGCAAAGAGAGUCAAAGACCUCAAAGAUUUCAGCAUGCAUCUGAGUCUUGAGAAUAAUGUAGAGUUCAAAGUUAAUUUGACAUAUGAGGAGCUGUUGGAAGAAUUCAGGAAAGCAUACAUUGGAAUCCAUACAAUGCUGGAUGAACAUUUUGGGAUUAGUGUGGUUGAGCAAAUGGCAGCAGGGUUGAUUGUGGUAGCGCAUAGAUCAGGUGGACCUCUUUUGGAUAUUAUAGAAACUUCUGAAGGGUCAAGGUUAGGCUUCUUGGCACAAACGGGAGAAGAGUUUGCUCUUAUAAUAAAGUAUAUUUUAAAUCUCGAUGAAGAGGAAGUAAAUGAGAUUCGGGAAAAAGCACGAGCUUCAGUAGAUCGGUUUAAUAAAAGGAAAUUUGAGGAAGAAUUUUUGAGAGCUAUUGACCCAUUGUUCAAGUAAAAAGGCUGCCCAUAAAAAUACAAAGUUAAUUUAAACAUUUUUAGUAGAUAUAUAUUUAUCUUAUAAUGUUGUGAUACAUGUAAUAUAUUUAACAAAAUUUUA